This is a messenger RNA of Benincasa hispida (wax gourd), 1289 nucleotides long. RefSeq names its product abscisic acid receptor PYL3-like. Gene Ontology annotation, molecular function: signaling receptor activity; abscisic acid binding; protein phosphatase inhibitor activity. NCBI's taxonomy places the organism in Eukaryota, Viridiplantae, Streptophyta, Magnoliopsida, Cucurbitales, Cucurbitaceae. Gene Ontology annotation, biological process: abscisic acid-activated signaling pathway. Gene Ontology annotation, cellular component: nucleus; cytoplasm. The record is from RefSeq and is a predicted model, not a curated record.
AAAAAAAAAAAAAAAAGAGCCUGCGGAAAUAGAGCUAAAGACGUGGGGCACUGUGCCUCUGCAAAAACCAAAGGAGGUUGAGAUUGAAGCAGUUCUUCCUCUCUCACAAAACCUUCCAUUAUCGCCAUCUUCACAAACCUCAAACCCUCUCUUUACUCUACUCGCCAGAGCCGCUCCGGUACUCAAUUCAAUCCAAUCCCAUCAUGAACGACGACGAUGCAUGUGGAGUUAUGGAGGCUCAGUACAUACGCCGCCAUCACCGUCACCAUCCCAACGACAACCAGUGUACCUCUGCCGUUUUCAAGAACGUUAGAGCUCCGGUUCCUCUUGUUUGGUCACUGGUGAGGAGAUUCGAUCAGCCCCAGAAGUAUAAGCCUUUUGUUAGUCGUUGUGUGGUGAAAGGAGACCUGGGCAUUGGAAGUGUCAGGGAAGUGAAUGUGAAAUCUGGUCUUCCUGCAACCACUAGUACUGAGAGGUUGGAGCUUCUUGAUGAUGAAGAACAUAUACUCGGAAUCAGAAUCGUUGGUGGAGAUCAUCGGCUCAAAAACUAUUCUUCCAUCAUGACUGUCCAUCCAAAGGUUAUUGAUGGAAGACCUGGAACGCUUGUGAUCGAGUCUUUUGUGGUCGAUGUGCCUAAUGGAAACACAAAAGAUGAGACGUGUUAUUUUGUUAAAGCGUUAAUCAGAUGCAAUCUUAAAUCUUUGGCCGAUGUAUCGGAGAGGAUGGCUGUGCAGGGGCAAACUGAACCGCUCGAGAAGUAGUCGGUAGGGAGGAAAGCAACUGAACAUUGAUGAUGAUGUGAAUAGUUCAUGGUAGACCCAGAAGCCAUUUUAUCUCCCACUUGUGUUGUGCCAUGUAAAGAUUGUUCAGAGCUAUCCUAUCACAAAUCUCUGAAAUUUUGGGUGUAAGUCUGGCGGUUGAUUUUCCAUCACAUGGAGAUGCAUUUGGUUGGUUUUUUACAUGCUUUUUUUUUCUUUUAUCUUUCGUGUUACUCGGUUUGAGGACGAGUCUCCUUCGUUACUUUCGCUAGCUAUCCAUGGAUGAAAUUUGGAAGAUUCUUAUUUUAUGUUAAUUAACUUCAGUCUGUGCAACAUGGUAGCAGAAAUUUAGGGCCUAUGCAUUUGUAGCUUAAGGCAUUACUGCUAUGUAUGUUUUGUACAUACUUAGUCCUGAAAUAAGUUAGUAUAUCGCUUCAAUACAUGUCAGUCUUGACUCUUGACUAUAAUUUUCCUGAGAAUUUGUUCUCUACUUUUGUUAUGUUAUGAACUUAUGACUGGAUAUUUUUUAAA